Messenger RNA from Staurois parvus, 610 nucleotides. The record is from the annotation of a GenBank genome assembly. Lineage: Eukaryota; Metazoa; Chordata; Amphibia; Anura; Ranidae.
AUCCGUGCCGUGUUCCUUCCACGUAUUAUGCCUCUUUAACAGCCUCCCACCCGCCAUACAGUACAAUGAAGGGGACAUGUACACUGAUCAUCAGGGCACUAAUGAUCAGUGUGCCCUGAUGAUCUGUGUAGCCCCAGCAGUGCCACCUGUCAGUGUCCAUCAAUGCCAGCUGUCAGUGCUCAUCAAUGCCACCUGCCAGGGCCCAUCAGUGCCACAUCAAUGCCACAUAUCAGUGCCUACCAGUGCACAUCAAUGUCAGUGCCCAUCUGAGCUGCCUUUCAGUGUCACCUAUCAGUGCCAGUCAGUGCCACCUAUCAAUGCCAGUCAGUGCCACAUAUCAGUGCUGCCAAUCAGUGCCAUCAGUGCCAGUCAGUGCCACCUAUGAGUGCCAGACAGUGUCGCCUAUCAGUGUGCAUCAGUGCCACCUAUCAGUGCCUGUCAGCGCUGCCUAUCAGUGCCACCUAACAGUGCCAGUCAGUGCUGCCUAUCAGUGCCAUCAGUGCCUCCUCAUCAGUGUCUAUCAGUGCAGCCUAUCAGUGCCCAUCACUGAGUCUCAUUAGCGCACAUCAGUGAAGGAGAAAAAUCGCUUAUUUACAAAAUUUUAUAACAA